This is a messenger RNA of Haliotis rufescens (red abalone), 470 nucleotides long. RefSeq lists its product as uncharacterized. The transcript is spliced from 5 exons. The record is from RefSeq and is a predicted model, not a curated record. Lineage: Eukaryota; Metazoa; Mollusca; Gastropoda; Lepetellida; Haliotidae. The coding region runs from base 36 to 377 and encodes 113 amino acids.
ACAACAGUUCGUCAUUUAGCAUUCAACUUGCAAAGAUGAAGAUCGCACUCGUCCUCCUGGUCCUGACUGUCGUGGUAGCCCUGCCCGGAGCAGAUUCCUGGCGAGUAAGAAGAAUAGUUCGUGCUGUGGCUAGAACGGCGACAAGGGUUGCCCGUACUGUAGGCAGGGCUGUUGUUCGUGUCGUCGGUAAGCGAGAUAGGACUGUGGGCGACGUUGAUGAUGACGUUGAUGUCAGUGACAAGGAGAUACUGGAGGCAUUGGCAACCAGAGACGUGGAGGACCUCAUCGAGAACGGCUUCAUCUCAGGGGCAGACAAUGAUGACUUCAGUCUCCACCAACGUCAACGCAGAGAGGAUUUGGAUCACGAGGAAGAGUGAAGCGUUUCUGAAGACACCUUGGCACCAUCCCAUACCCCGGAUCCUGUUCGAAAUGUGGAAUUGGUAACAUGAAUAAAGUCAGGGCGUUAUAAA